This is a messenger RNA of Rangifer tarandus platyrhynchus (Svalbard reindeer), 1137 nucleotides long. The record is from the annotation of a GenBank genome assembly. NCBI's taxonomy places the organism in Eukaryota, Metazoa, Chordata, Mammalia, Artiodactyla, Cervidae.
AUGCGCCCGGGGCUCUCCCGACGCCUGCUCCUGGCCGCCCUGCUGCUUCUGCUCGUCUGGACCCUCUUUGGGCCCUCAGGCCUCGGGGAGGAGCUGCUGAGCCUCUCCCUGGCCUCCUUGCUCCCGGGCCCGGCCUCGCCCGGGCCGCCUUUGGCCCUGCCCCGCCUCCUGAUCCCCAACGAGGCGGCGUGCGGCGCGCCCGGCCCGCCUCCCUUCCUGCUGAUCCUGGUGUGCACCGCCCCGGACAACCUGAACCAGAGAAACGCCAUUCGGGCCUCCUGGGGCCGCCUGCGCGAGGCCCGCGGGCUCAGGGUGCAGACUGUUUUCCUGUUGGGAGAGCCCAGCUGGGGGUCGCGCGGGAGCGACCUGGUGUGGGAGUCGGCGGCCCACGGGGACAUCAUGCAGGCGGCCUUCCAGGACUCCUACCGCAACCUCACCCUCAAGACCCUCAGCGGGCUGAGCUGGGCAGACAGACACUGCCCCACGGCCCGCUACAUCCUCAAGACUGACGAUGAUGUGUUCGUCAACGUCCCCGAACUGGUGUCGGAGCUGGUCAGGCGGGGAGGCCGCUGGGAGCAAUGGGAGACGGGCGUGGGGCCCCCGAGAAAGGCGAAGCCUGGAGAUGAGAAGUGGGACGGAAGCCCCACCUUGGGGAGCCAGCCAGUGCCUCUCUUGUACUUAGGUCGCGUGCAUUGGCGGGUGCACCCCUCUCGGUCACCGGGGGGCAAGCACCAGGUAUCAGAGGAGCAGUGGCCUCCCUCCUGGGGCCCCUUUCCCCCCUACGCCUCAGGCACGGGCUAUGUGCUAUCAGCUUCCGCUGUGCAGCUCAUCCUGAAGGUGGCCAGCCGGGCACCCCCUCUACCCCUGGAGGAUGUCUUUGUGGGGUUAAGUGCCCGCCGAGGAGGCCUUGCCCCAACCCACUGUGUCAAGCUGGCUGGUGCCACCCACUACCCCCUGGAUCGGUGCUGCUAUGGGAAAUUCCUGCUGACAUCCCACAAGUUGGACCCCUGGGAGAUGCAGGAAGCCUGGAAGCUAGUGGGUGGCUCUGAUGGGGAAAGAACUGUACCCUUCUGCUCCUGGCUCCAAGGUGUCCUGGGCAUCCUCCGAUGCCGGUUAAUAGCCUGGCUUCACAGCUGA